This is a messenger RNA of Dipodomys spectabilis (banner-tailed kangaroo rat), 1284 nucleotides long. It is a transcript of the gene Nmur1, whose product is annotated as neuromedin U receptor 1. The record is from RefSeq and is a predicted model, not a curated record. Gene Ontology annotation, biological process: G protein-coupled receptor signaling pathway. The transcript is spliced from 3 exons. Bases 1 to 1284 code for a protein of 427 amino acids. Gene Ontology annotation, molecular function: neuromedin U receptor activity. Gene Ontology annotation, cellular component: plasma membrane. NCBI's taxonomy places the organism in Eukaryota, Metazoa, Chordata, Mammalia, Rodentia, Heteromyidae.
AUGAACCGAAGAGAUGAAUGCAAGCAAAGAGACCUGCAGCGUUCACACCGAAGCGAGAAGGCUCCAUUUGAUUUGAGGAGGGAGAAAUACUUGAUUCCUCUGUGCCCCAAUUGCUCGGCCCUCCCCGGAGGCCUGUCUGCAGACGGCACAAGCAGCCCUGCGUCCUGCAACAGCAGUGAAGUCAGGGGACCUCUGGACCUCGAGGACUUGAACCUGACGGAUGAGGCACUGAGGAUCAAGUACCUGGGGCCACAGCAGAUGGAGACGCCCUGGCCCAUCUGUGCCACGUACCUGCUGAUCUUCGUGGUGGGCACGGUGGGCAAUGGGCUGACCUGUGUCAUCAUCCUGCGCCACAAGGCCAUGCGCACGCCCACCAACUUCUACCUCUUUAGCCUGGCCGUGUCCGACCUGCUGGUGCUGCUGGUGGGGCUGCCCCUGGAGCUGUACGAGAUGUGGCACAAUUACCCCUUCCAGCUGGGCCUGGGGGGCUGCUACCUGCGCACGCUGCUCUUUGAGACUGUCUGCAUGGCCUCAGUGCUCAACAUCACAGCCCUGAGCGUGGAGCGCUAUGUGGCUGUGGUGCAGCCGCUCAAGGCCAGGUCCGUGCUGACCUGGGCUCGUGUGCGUCGGGUGCUGGGGGUCAUCUGGGUCCUGGCCGUACUCUGCUCUCUGCCCAACACCAGCCUGCACGGCCUCCAGCAGCUGUACGUGCCCUGCCGGGGCCUGGUGCCCAACUCGACGCUGUGCACGCUGGUCCACCCCCGGCGCGUCUACAGCGUGGUGGUGCAGGCUACCAUGAUGCUCUUCUUCGGCCUCCCCAUGGCCACCAUCAGCGUGCUCUACCUGCUCAUCGGACUGCGGCUGAGGCGGGAGAGGCUGCAGCUCUUCCAACAGGCAGCCAAGGACGGGAGAAAGGCCAGGGCCCCCAGUUCUCGGAGGGUCCACCUGCUGCUGAAGGGCCGGAGACAAGUGAUCAAGAUGCUGAUUGUGCUGGUUGUGGUGUUUGGCCUCUGCUGGGCUCCCUUCCACGCGGAACGCCUCAUGUGGAGCUUCGUGUCCCACUGGUCAGAGGGCCUGCUCCUGUCCUUCCAGUACAUCCACAUUAUUUCUGGAGUCUUCUUCUACUUCAGCUCGGCUGCCAACCCUGUGCUCUACAGCCUCAUGUCCAGCCGCUUCCGGGAGACUUUCUGGGAAUCCCUGAGCCCCACCACGCAGUGUCACCGCCACGCGCGGCGCGGCAGCUCGCACAGCCUCAGCAGGCCGACCACGGGCAGCGCGCUGUGA